Chara braunii is the source of this 2344-nucleotide messenger RNA. Lineage: Eukaryota; Viridiplantae; Streptophyta; Charophyceae; Charales; Characeae. The record is from the annotation of a GenBank genome assembly.
GUCUCGUCACCACCGCUCCUCUGCACAUUUCGAUGUGAUGGAGACGGGGUACGACUUCAUUCUCGGCACUCCGUGGUCUCGUCGGUUCCGCAGCACCGAGGCCGAUUGGGCGACCAACACUCUCGUUCUCAAAACGAAGUGUGGACAGACGUAUCGCGUACCUUUCAUAGGUACCACGGCGACACCACGCCCCGAUCCUCCUCCCUCGGAGCCUUCAGUGCCCACACCAUCUCCCUCUAUCAUUGUCACCUCGCCUCGGCAGUUCGCUCACUUCAUUCGACAGCACAACGUCACCUUCUUUAUGGCGGACGUGACGGAUCUCUUACACUAUGAUCCACGCUGUCCCGACGUCGAGCUCAUCCCUCUGGAGCCAGAUCCUCCCUCUAUCUCCAUGACUCCCAUCUCUACUUCCGUCCCUCCGCCGUCCGUCGAGUCCACCCCGCCGUCGCGCGCUGACGCUGACGCUGAAGAACUCGCAGUGGUGAAGCUCGUGCCUGACUAUCGUGUUCACCACCAGGCACCCUACAGACUCUCGAUCCCCGAGGCCACCGAACUCGAGCGUCAGCUUGAGGAGCUCCUGAGACUGGGUUUCAUUAAACCCAGCAACUCCCCGUGGGGUGCACCCGUCCUCUUUGCUCGCAAAGCGGAUGGAACUCUUCGUCUCUGCAUCGACUACCGCGGUCUCAACCGCUACACGAUUAAGAACAGCUACCCCAUGCCUCGUUCCGAUGAGCUGUUCGACCGCCUAGCAGGCAACUGCUUCUUUACGAAGAUUGAUCUUCGUAGCUGUUACCAUCAGAUCCGCGUCGCUGCAGCCGACCAGCCGAAGACCGCGUUCCUAUCGCGAUUCGGCCACUACGAGUUCACGGUGAUGCCAUUCGGCCUCACCAACGCACCCACUACCUUCCAGAGGGCGAUGAACGACAUCUUCAGGGACAUCCUGGAGCAGUACGUUCUCGUCUACCUCGACGAUAUCCUGGUCUAUAGUCGUACCCUUGAGGAGCACCUCAGACACCUCCGCGACGUCCUUGACCGCUUGCGCAAACAUGGCUUCUACGCCAAGCUAAGCAACUGCCGCUUUGCCCAGCACAAAGUGGAUUUCUUAGGGCACUACGUGUCUGACCAGGGUCUCCACAUGGACAACGCGAAGAUCACUGCUAUUGCGGAGUGGCCCGCUCCCACAUCCGCCAAGCAGCUUCGCAGCUUCCUCGGCCUGACCAACUACUAUAGUAACUUCAUCCGGGGAUACGCUAGGUAUUCCUACCUCCGCUACUCCUCGUCUUACCAUCCUCAGACUGAUGGUCAGACCGAGAUCACGAACAGGACUCUCAGGGAUAUUCUCCGAAAGAUUGUUCGUGACGACCAGCAGUGGGAUCUCCAUCUUGCCCACGCGGAGAUAGCCUACAACCACGCCGUCUUGCCAGCCACGGGGAUGUCGCCUUAUCACCCGCGUGUUCCCGCGGACUUCCUUCGACCGUCCCAGAUGCACCCCGACACGAGUUGUCUCGCGCUGGAUGAUUGGCUUGCACACAUGACGUCGAUUAUGAAGACCGCACAUGAGCACAUAGCCGCUUCCCAGACUCGCAUGGCAGCACGUGCGAACCGAUCGAGGAUGGAUCACCCAUUCAAGGUCGGUGAUGAUGUGCUUAUCGACGCCCGCCACUUACAGCUCGAAGCGGACGCGCUUCUCAAGUUUCAGCGUCGCUUCUUUGGCCUAUGCCGCAUCCUCCAGGCCGUCGGUUCUGAUACGGCAUCUAGCCCGGUCAGCUUUCGUGUGAAGCUGCCUGACUACCUACGCCAGGCUUGUGUGCAUGAUGUCUACCACGUCUCGUUACUGCGUCCUUACCGCAGACCGUCUGAGCGUUUCGCUGGACGACCAUACGAGCGCCCUCCACCCAUCAUGGUGGACGGCCACGAGGAGUUCCUCGUUUCAGACAUCAUUGGUCGCCGAGUCACCGACGACAACCCUCCCCACGUCGAGUAUCUCGUAAGUUGGAAGGGUUACCCUGAUGAGGAGGCUACCUGGGAGCCCCUCGAGCACUUGCAGCACGCUCACAUGUUGGUGCAUGCCUAUGACCGUGCUCGUCAUGCUGGGUUCACUGCUCCUCCUCAGCCCACUGACCCUCCUCCUUCUCCUCCGGCUGAGGAGACCGCUGAAGUUGAGCCUGCUUCAUCUGAGGCAGACCUUCAGCAGCAGCCAGAUGCUUCUGAGCGUCCACAGCGCACUCGUCGUCGUCUUGCUCGAUACGACGAUUGACUCUAACUUACGUUCCCACGUCCUUGUCUUCUCAGUACUCCAUCCACAUCAGUUUUGCUACUUCAGCUUGUCGACGCUGCGACUCUU